This is a messenger RNA of Metopolophium dirhodum (rose-grain aphid), 1425 nucleotides long. Its product is annotated as tRNA-specific adenosine deaminase 2-like. Bases 487 to 1275 code for a protein of 262 amino acids. Gene Ontology annotation, biological process: tRNA wobble adenosine to inosine editing; base-excision repair. The record is from RefSeq and is a predicted model, not a curated record. The transcript has 5 exons. Lineage: Eukaryota; Metazoa; Arthropoda; Insecta; Hemiptera; Aphididae. Gene Ontology annotation, cellular component: nucleus; cytoplasm. Gene Ontology annotation, molecular function: oxidized pyrimidine nucleobase lesion DNA N-glycosylase activity; single-strand selective uracil DNA N-glycosylase activity; tRNA-specific adenosine-34 deaminase activity.
AAAUAGCGGUCUUCUUGUGGAAACCGGAAGCUGGAAAACCAAAAAAUUUAGAAAAUAUAAUAACAAAUUGGUACAGAACGUUUACAAAUAAAAUGUUAUCUUUAACUAAAACAGACAAAUAAAUAAAUAAAAUACUUAUAUACGUCAAUGACCUUUCUUGAAUUAUGUACAGUUAAAGCCUUUCAAUAAACAAUAAACAUUGAUACUAAAGAUAAGUAAGUUAUUAAUUUCUAUUAAUUUCAUCAUAAUUAAUUUUAAAUUCAAAUUGCUAACUAUAGGUACUGUAACGUAUCGCUCGCUACAGUACGUACUGAUUAGUAAUUAUUUAAAAUGCUACAAUGUACAAUGUUUGUAUCAUAAUAUUUAUGUGAAAGUGAAGACAAAAUACAACCACGACGCUGUGACAAUGAUUGCUAUUCAUUGUAUCAUCAUUCAUCACAUCAAUUAAUAAUGACUAUAAUUGUCAUCAGUUGUGUUUGAUUAUAAAUGUCUGUAUCAAAAUACUUUAGUCAACAAAACAAACCUGAAACUGAUGAUUUAGCUGAUUGUUUUAUAAACUUAGAAAAUGAUCUUGUAUCUCAGUUAAACAAUCUGAAUUAUGGACCAAACGUUGUUUAUAUUUAUAAUCCAUUAGAUUAUGCAUUCAAUUUACACAAGAUAUUUUUAAAAAAGUUUUUAAAUGCAAACAAAAAAGUAUUAUUCUUAGGCAUGAACCCAGGACCCUGGGGAAUGUGUCAAACCGGUAUACCAUUUGGUGAAGUUAAUAUUGUGAGAAGUUAUUUAAGAAUAGUUGGAGAGGUUUUAACCCCCACAAGUUAUCAUCCUCAAAGACCAGUUACUGGUCUUGACUGUCAUAGAAGUGAAGUCAGUGGUAAAAGAUUAUGGGAUCUUUUUAUUGAACUCAGUGACGGUGAUCCAUAUAAGUUUUUCAAAGAUUGCUUUAUUCAUAAUUAUUUUCCUUUGGCAUUAAUGAAUGAAAAUGCUAAAAAUAUCACACCAAGCGAUUUAAAGAGUGAAUACCAAAAAAAGUUACAAGAAAUCUGUGACAAAUCGUUGAGUGAUAUAGUUACUUUACUUCAUAUUGACACCAUUGUUGCUAUUGGAAAAUAUGCUGAAAAAAGGUCUAAUGAAGUAGUCAAGAAUUUUAAACUAAACAAUAUUAAGGUUGUACGAAUUCCUCAUCCCAGUCCCCGCAGUGUUGGCACAGCAGAAAAAUGGAAAAAUGAGACAUUAGUUCUACUCAAAUCAAACAAUAUUCUCCAGUUGUUCAAAUAAAAAUGGAUUGGAGUGAUCAUAUGAAGAUAUCAUUAUGUUUAGCUAAAGAAGCAUUAGAAGUAGGGGAAGUUCCUGUUGGCUGUAUUUUUGUUGAUAAUGACGGUAAUAUUUUAGCUUCUGGUCGUAAUACUGUAAAUGAAACAAAAAAUG